This is a messenger RNA of Mauremys mutica (yellowpond turtle), 948 nucleotides long. Its product is annotated as olfactory receptor 52E4-like. Gene Ontology annotation, cellular component: membrane. The transcript has a single exon. Gene Ontology annotation, molecular function: olfactory receptor activity; G protein-coupled receptor activity. Bases 1 to 948 code for a protein of 315 amino acids. Gene Ontology annotation, biological process: G protein-coupled receptor signaling pathway. The record is from RefSeq and is a predicted model, not a curated record. NCBI's taxonomy places the organism in Eukaryota, Metazoa, Chordata, Testudines, Geoemydidae.
AUGUCAGAUUCUAACACAACUGACUUCACCAACCCCUCCACUUUCAUCCUGCUGGGCAUUUCUGGCCUGGAAACGGCUCAUGUCUGGAUCUCCAUCCCCUUCUGCACCAUGUAUGCCAUAGCUGUCUUGGGGAACUUCACCACCCUGUUAAUAGUGAAGAGGGAGCCUAGCCUCCAUGGGCCCAUGUACUAUUUCCUCUGUAUGCUGGCCGUCACUGACCUGGCCCUAUGCACAUGCACAAUUCCCAAAAUGUUGAGCAUCUUCUGGUUCAACUCCAGGGAGAUCGAUUUCAGUGCCUGCCUCACUCAGAUGUACUUCAUUCACUGCUUCUCAGUGGUGGAGUCUGGGAUCUUUGUGGCCAUGGCUUUUGAUCGCUACGUGGCCAUCUGUGAUCCCCUGAGACAUUCCACCACCCUGACAAAUUCCAUGGUGGUCAAGAUUGGCUUGGCCAUGGUGCUGCGUGGUGGCAUGCUUGUACUGCCUGCUUUCCUUCUGGUAAGGCAGUGGCCAUAUUGCAGAACCAACAUCAUCCCCCACUCGUACUGUGAGCACAUGGCCCUGGUGAAGCUGGCCUGCGGUGACAUCCACAUCAGUAGUUACUACGGCCUCUUUGUGGUAUUCUUUGUGACUGGUGUGGAUGUGUUUUUUAUUGCCGUAUCCUAUGUCCAGAUUCUCAGGGCCAUCUUCAGCCUUCCCACAAAGGAUGCCCGGCUCAAGACUUUUGAGACCUGCACCUCCCACCUCUGUGCCAUGUUAGCCUUUUACAUCCCAGAUCUUUUCUCCUUACUCGCACACCGGUUUGGUAGCAAUGUGCCCCUGCAUUUCCACAUUAUCAUGGCCAACAUGUACCUUCUAGUGCCCCCCACGCUGAAUCCCAUCAUCUACGGGAUGAGGACCAAACAGAUCCGGGACAAACUGCUCCAUCUCUUUACUCAUAAGGGGACUUAA